UGCACACGGCCCGGGAAGGGGCUCUGGGCGGGGGCUGGUCCAGGGCCAGCUGCAGCCGCCAUGAGCCUCGGGCUGCCUGGCCAGCAGCGUCCAGCCAGCUGUGGGAGGUCAGCCUGGCAAAGAGGAGACGAGUGGGGACAGCUCACAGACCAUCCACUGGAGAGCUGUCCCUGGAGGGUGUCCACGCUUGCCCAAGUGCCAGCCCCAUUCACCUGGGCAUUGGGCAUUGACUGAGUCCAGUGGCACCCAGCACCCUUUGUGGCAACAGGACGCACUUGGGGGCUGCGGGCUGAGCAGGUCGGCCAGAUGGGGAAAUGAGGCACAGAGAAGUUAAGUAACUUGCCCGAGGUCACACAGCUAACAGCACCAAUAGACUUUGAGCGAAGAGAAGCUGUUCCCUGUCCCCUUUUCUCUUUGCCUUUUUUGAGGAGAGGAGAGGGUGUGUCAGGCUCCUAUCCUGGAAAGACUUAGUGGGAAUCUUGAUGUGCUCCUGGAGCAGAGGCUGAGUCGGACCGCUGUGGCCUCGGGCACCAGGGGCAAUGGCGCUGCAGCUCUGGACCCUGAUCCUCUUGGGCCUGGUGGGCACCAGUUCGAGCCUGCGGUCCCGCAAGCUGGACUUCUUCCGCAGCGAGACGGAGCUGAACCACCUGGUCGUGGAUGAGGCGUCAGGCGUGGUGUACGUGGGGGCGGUGAACACGCUCUACCAGCUGAGUGCAGAUCUGCAGCUGGAGCAGCAGGCCGCCACGGGCCCAGCCCUGGACAACAAGAAGUGUACGCCGCCCAUCGAGGCGAGCCAGUGCCACGAGGCCGUGCUGACCGACAACGUCAACCAGCUGCUGCUCCUCGACCCGCCCGGGCACCGCCUCGUUGAGUGCGGCAGCCUCUUCAAGGGCAUUUGUGCCCUGCGUGCCCUGAGCAACAUCUCCACGCGCCUCUUCUACGAGGACGGCAGCGGCGAGAAGUCCUUCGUGGCCAGCAAUGACGAGAGCGUGGCCACCGUGGGGCUGGUAAGCACCACGGGCCCUGGUGGCGAGCGCGUGCUCUUCGUGGGCAAAGGCAACGGGCCCCACGACAACGGCAUCAUCGUGAGCACCCGUCUGCUGGACCGGGCCGAGGGCAGGGAGGCCUUCGAGGCCUACACGGACCACGCCGCCUACAAGGCCGGCUACCUGUCCACCAACACGCAGCAGUUCGUGGCUGCCUUCGAGGACGGCGCCUACGUCUUCUUCGUCUUCAACCAGCAGGACAAGCACCCGGCCCAGAACCGCACGCUGCUGGCGCGCAUGUGCAAGCACGACCCCUUCUACUACUCCUACCUGGAGGUGGACCUGCGCUGCCACGACCCCAGUGACACCCAGGCUCCCCCCUUCGGCACCUGCCUGGCGGCCUCCGUGGCCGGGCCGGGCGACCACAGGGUGCUGUACGCCGUCUUCGGCAGGGAUGGCAGGGGCGGCGGGGGGCCCCACGCGGGCCUCUGCCUGUUCCCGCUGGCCGAGGUCCACGCCAAGAUGAAGGCCAACCGCAACGCCUGCUACACGGGCGCCCGGGAGGCGGGCCGCGACACCUUCUACAAGCCCUUCCAUGGCGACAUCCAGUGUGGCGGCCACGGGCCGGGUGCCAGCGAGAGCUUCCCGUGUGGCUCGGAGCACCUGCCCUACCCACUGGGCAGCCGAGACGGACUCUCAGCCACAGCUGUGCUGCAGCGCGGAGGCCUGAACCUGACGGCUGUGACGGUGACAGCCGAGAAUGGCCACACCAUCGCCUUCCUGGGGACCUCAGAUGGCCGCAUCCUCAAGGUGUACCUCGCUCCAGAUGGCAGCUCCGCGGAGUACGGCUCUGUCCUCGUGGAAAUCAACAAGAGAAUCAAGCGCGACCUGGUGCUGGCCGCAGACAAGACCAGUCUGUACGCCAUGACCCAGGACAAGGUCUUCCGGCUCCCAGUGCAGGAGUGUGUAAGCUUCCUGACCUGCGAGCAGUGUCGCAGCUCACAGGACCCGUAUUGUGGCUGGUGCGUCGUUGAGGGCCGAUGCACCAGGAGGGCUGAGUGCCCGCGGGCUGAAGAGAGUGGCCACUGGCUGUGGAGCCGAGACAAGUCCUGCGUGGCCGUCACGGGGGCCCAGCCCCAGAACAUGAGUCGCCGGGCCCAGGGGGAGGUGCAGCUCACCGUCAGUCCCCUCCCGGCCCUGAGCGAGGAGGACGAGCUGCUGUGCCUCUUCGGAGAGUCGCCGCCACACCCCGCCCGCGUGGAGGGGGACGCCGUGACCUGCAACUCCCCGAGUAGCAUUCCGAGCACACCGCCCGGCCAGGACCACGUGGCCGUGAACGUCCAGCUCCUCUUUGGACGCGGCAACGUCUUCCUGACCUCACACCUGUACCCCUUCUACGACUGCCGGGAGGCCGUGAACCUGGCGGAGAGCCUGCCGUGCAUCUCCUGCGCGAGCAACCGCUGGACCUGCCAGUGGGACCUGCGCUACCAUGAGUGUCGCGAAGCCUCGCCCAACCCUGAGGAUGGCAUCAUCCGCGCCCACAUGGAGGACAGCUGCCCCCAGUUCUUGAACCCCAGCCCGCUUGUCAUCCCCAUGAACCACGAGACAGCCGUGGCUUUCCAGGGCAAGAACCUGGACACAGUGAAGGGCUCGUCCUUGCACGUGGGCAGCGACCUGCUCAAGUUUGAGGAGCCAGUCAGCACCCAGGAGCCAGGAAGCUUCCUCUUCCGGACCCCAAAGCUGUCCCACGACGGGAACGAGACGCUGCCCCUGCACCUGUACGUCAAGUCCUACGGCAAGAACAUCGACAGCCGGCUCCAAGUGACUCUCUACAACUGCUCCUUCGGCCGCAGCGACUGCAGCCUGUGCCUGGCCGCCGACCCCGCCUACAAGUGCGUGUGGUGCAGUGGGCAGAGCAGGUGUGUGUACGAGGCCCUGUGCAGCAACGCCACCUCCGAGUGCCCGCCGCCAGUCAUCACCAGGAUCCACCCUGAGACGGGCCCCCUGGGCGGAGGCAUUCACGUCACCAUCCUUGGCUCAAACUUGGGGGUCAAAGCAGACGACGUGACGAGGGUCACCGUGGCUGGCCGGAAUUGCACCUUUGAGCCCAAACGGUACUCUGUGUCCACCCGGAUCGUGUGUGCCAUCGAGGCCGCGGAGGCGCCCUUCUCGGGGGGCGUCGAGGUGGAUGUCAACGGGAAGCUCGGCCAUUCGCCUCCCCAUGUCCAGUUCACCUACCAGCAGCCCCAGCCCCUCAGCGUGGCACCAAAGCAGGGGCCACAGGCGGGUGGCACCUUGCUGACCAUCAGCGGCACCCACCUGGACACUGGCUCUGAGGAAGACGUGCGGGUGACCCUCAAUGACGUCCCUUGUAAAGUGGUGCAGUUUGGGGCACAGCUUCAGUGUGUCACCGGCCCCCAGUCAGUUCUGGGAGAGCUGCCCCUGAAGAUUUACUACGGGGGCUCCCAAGCGCCCAGCCCCGGUGUCACCUUCACCUACCGUGAGAACCCAGUGCUACGGGCGUUCGAGCCGCUGCGAAGCUUCGUCAGCGGCGGCCGGAGCAUCAACGUCACAGGGCAGGGGUUCAGCCUGAUCCAGCGAUUCGCCAUGGUGGUCAUAGCCGAGCCCCUGCAGUCGUGGCGGCGGCGGCGGGAGGCGGGACCCCUGCAGCCCAUGACGGUCGAGGGCACGGAGUAUGUGUUCUACAACGACUCCAAGGUCGUGUUCCUGUCGCCGGCCGUCCCCGAGGAGCCCGAGGCCUACAACCUCACGGCUCUCAUCCAGAUGGACGGGCACCGCGCCCUGCUCAGGACUGAGGCCGGUGCCUUCGAGUACGUCGCCGACCCCACGUUUGAGAACUUCACGGGAGGCGUCAAGAAGCAGGUCAACAAGCUCAUCCACGCCCGGGGCACCAAUCUGAACAAGGCGAUGACGCUCCAGGAGGCCGAGGCCUUCGUGGGUGCCGAGCGCUGCAUCAUGAAGACGCUGACGGAGACUGAUCUGUACUGCGAGCCCCCGGAGGUGCAGCCCCCUCCCAAGCGGCGGCAGAAGCGGGACACCACCCACAACCUUCCUGAGUUCAUUGUGAAGUUCGGCUCCCGGGAGUGGGUGCUGGGGCGCGUGGAGUAUGACACGCGUGCGAGUGACCUGCCGCUCAGCCUCAUCCUGCCGCUGGUCAUCGUGCCCAUGGUGGCGGUCAUCGCGGUGUCUGUCUACUGCUACUGGAGGAAGAGCCAACAGGCCGAGCGUGAGUACGAGAAGAUCAAGUCCCAGCUGGAGGGCCUGGAGGAGAGCGUGCGCGACCGCUGCAAGAAGGAGUUCACGGACCUGAUGAUCGAGAUGGAGGACCAGACCAACGACGUGCACGAAGCAGGCAUCCCGGUGCUGGACUACAAGACCUACACCGACCGCGUCUUCUUCCUGCCCUCCAAGGACGGGGACAAGGACGUGAUGAUCACCGGCAAGCUGGACAUCCCAGAGUCUCGCAGGCCGGUGGUGGAGCAGGCGCUUUACCAGUUCUCCAACCUGCUCAACAGCAAGUGCUUCCUCAUCAACGUGAGCGGGGCGGGGCCUCUGGAUCACAGGGCGGGGCUCCCUGCUGCGGGGAGGCUGGGGCGGCGGGGGGGGGGGGGGGGGGCGGAGCCCACCUUCCUCCCGUCGCGCCGCCAACCACCGGCCCUCCCACAGUUCAUCCACACCCUGGAGAACCAGCGGGAGUUCUCUGCUCGCGCCAAGGUCUAUUUUGCGUCGCUGCUGACGGUGGCGCUGCACGGGAAGCUGGAGUAUUACACAGACAUCAUGCGCACCCUCUUCCUGGAGCUCAUGGAGCAGUAUGUGGUGGCCAAGAACCCCAAGCUGAUGCUGCGCAGGUCUGAGACAGUGGUGGAGAGAAUGCUGUCCAACUGGAUGUCCAUCUGCCUGUACCAGUAUCUCAAGGACAGCGCUGGCGAGCCGCUAUACAAGCUUUUCAAGGCCAUCAAGCAUCAAGUGGAGAAGGGGCCAGUGGACGCCGUGCAGAAGAAAGCCAAAUACACCCUCAAUGACACGGGGCUGCUGGGGGAUGACGUGGAGUAUGCACCCCUGACAGUGAGCGUGAUCGUCCAGGAUGAAGGGGUCGACGCCAUCCCCGUCAAGGUCCUCAACUGUGACACCAUCUCCCAGGUCAAGGAGAAGAUCAUCGACCAGGUGUACCGCACACAGCCCUGCUCCCGCUGGCCCAAGGCUGACAGCGUGGUGCUCGAGUGGCGUCCCGGGUCCACGGCCCAGAUCCUGUCAGACCUGGACCUGACCUCGCAGCGCGAGGGCCGCUGGAAGCGCUUCAACACGCUGAUGCACUACAACGUGCGGGACGGAGCCACGCUGAUCCUGUCCAAGGUGUGGGUCUCCCAGCAGCCGGAGGACAGCCAGCAGGACCUGCCUGGGGAGCGCCACGCCCUCCUGGAGGAGGAGAACCGCGUGUGGCACCUGGUGCGGCCGGCGGACGAGGUGGACGAGGGCAAGUCCAAGCGCGGCAGCGUGAAGGAGAAGGAGCGGACCAAGGCCAUCACUGAGAUCUACCUGACCCGCCUGCUCUCGGUCAAGGGCACGCUGCAGCAGUUCGUGGACAACUUCUUCCAGAGCGUGCUGGCGCCCGGGCUCGCGGUGCCCCCCGCCGUCAAGUACUUCUUCGACUUUCUGGACGAGCAGGCGGAAAAGCAUGACAUCAAGGACGAGGACACCAUCCACAUCUGGAAGACCAACAGUUUGCCGCUGCGGUUCUGGGUGAACAUCCUCAAGAAUCCCCACUUCAUCUUCGACGUGCACGUCCACGAGGUGGUGGACGCCUCCCUCUCGGUCAUCGCGCAAACCUUCAUGGACGCCUGUACGCGCACGGAGCACAAGCUGAGCCGCGACUCUCCCAGCAACAAGCUUCUCUACGCCAAGGAGAUCUCCACCUACAAGAAGAUGGUGGAGGACUACUACAAGGGGAUCAGACAGAUGGUGCAGGUCAGCGACCAGGACAUGAACACCCACCUGGCAGAGAUCUCCCGGGCACACACGGACUCCCUGAACACGCUCGUGGCGCUGCACCAGCUCUACCAGUACACGCAGAAGUACUAUGACGAGAUCAUCAACGCCCUGGAGGAGGAUCCUGCCGCCCAGAAGAUGCAGCUGGCCUUCCGGCUCCAGCAGAUUGCCGCUGCACUCGAGAACAAGGUCACGGACCUCUGACCUCCAACUCCUCUGUUCCGGUCUCAGGGCGCAGGUGCGUGAUGCCCGGGGCCGGGCUCGGGCACCCUUGGGGAAUGUGGCUGAGUCGGCAGGGUUGACGAGCCCCCGGGCUUCCAAGCGCACGCGGCGUGGCGGGCAGCCCCCACCUCCAUGUUGGAAGCUACAUGGCCCCUUUCUCCUGAGCAAUAGUGCGGGGCGCCCAGCAGCACCAGCUCCCUCCUGCAGAACCAGCAUCGCCUGGGGUCUCCUUCACGUCUCCCAAGUGAUUUGAAAACGUGCCUUAUACUCCCGGCGCCACGCUGGGUCUCUGGGGGCGGUCGGGCCUCAGCCCCCUCCCCGAGCACCAGCAGCCACCUCGGAUACCUGGGUUUGGCCCUUUUGGGUGGGAUCUGAGUGCCUGCAGCCCCCGGGACCUAGCGCCCAGACUGCCUUGCCGGGCUGGGGGUAGAAAACCGGUACAAUGCCUUGCUGACCUCGACGGCUUGCCCUGCGGCGCGGGCACUCCGGUGGACUCGGCGCUGGAGACCCCACCUCAAGCUGGACGUCACACGUCAAGGCCCAGGCGGCCAGAAGGGACCCAGCAGACUGGGGGUCCUGGUCUCCGCCUGUCAGACAGGCCGACCUGGAGGCCCUGCCUGGGUCUGGGGAGCCAGGAGCAGCUCCGCCAGGACCGCCCCCGACCCUUUUUGUAAAUCUUGUUCAUUGUAAAUCAAAUACAAUUGUGUUUUUCAUGCUG
Sus scrofa (pig) is the source of this 6933-nucleotide messenger RNA. NCBI's taxonomy places the organism in Eukaryota, Metazoa, Chordata, Mammalia, Artiodactyla, Suidae. The record is from RefSeq and is a predicted model, not a curated record.